GUGGUAAUUGGACAUUUCCUGCUUCAGUUGUUUUCGUGCAGUGCUUAAUGGAGAGUUAUAUGGAAAUAAAAGUCAUCCUGCUCAAAUCACCAGACAUGUGAGUAUUAACCACCAACGGCAUGCAUAAGAUGCUUCACUCAGUUAAGUUUGAAAUGGGCACUAAGUAUUCUAAACUCUAUGUGAUUUCUUGAAGAUAACUGCAGAUGCACAAAACUUCAGAAGUACUAAUUAAUAUGCAGAUUCACCUCUGGGGGGGGGAGGCUUUUGGUUUUGUUAGCUUUGUUAUUUCCUUCCAGGAUCCAGUUUAUUAUGAGUUACUUUGAGCACAUGCCAAUUUUGUAGACUGGAUCCUGUUACUUCCACACCCCUUAGAAGUUUCAUUUUCAUUAUUUGUGCUAUACAUAGCAGAACUUCUGUUUAAGGAGAAACCAAGUACACAAUAAUUCCUCUGAAUAUAGCACAAACUUGAAGAUUGGUAACACCCAAGGAAGGCAGAUUGCUUCUUCUUCUUUAAUUAAGUUCAAAACUCUGACCAGUAACCAAGACCAUUCCGAAAGCUGUCAGGGGCAGAAAGUCCAUGCCUCCAGCUUCUAUCCCAAGAAGUGUAUUACUUCCAAAUCCUGCUGCCAUAAAUAUAAACCAAUUCAUCACAACUCUUCUUUGCUCCCUGAAUAGUAUUAAGGGCAAGGAGAUGCAACGUCAUGCCAAGGAGCAGAUUUGACAAGGAAGUCUAUCCCUUGGUCUGUUAUUUCAAAUAUUUAAUUACCACUUUAAUUCUGUUUUUAAGUGAUGGUUUGCACGGGAAAAUCUUGCGGCUGAUUUGAACAACUCUAAAACCAGGAGUGACAUUGGCUCACCGGGCAAAACGCUAGCAGGCAUAGGCACCCUCACCCCUGAAUCCUCUUGCUAAGUAUGCGGUUUAAAACGUGCAUUUUGCAAUGUUUUAUUUUGAAAUAUUUAAGAUAUCUUAAGUUUCCUGUUAAUUAUGUUGCUUCGAAUGGAUACUGCACUUGACUUUCUUCAGUAACGUUUUUAUUCUGGGUUGUUUUAUUUGAUGAUUUAAUGUAAGCUGCAAAAAAGCGUUUUUUUCCCCCUUAAGAAUAGAAAGCGGUGCAGAAAUGAAAGGAAUGAUAACAACACACGGUGGUGGAGGGAGAAGAGGUGUUGAAAGUGAUCGUGCAAAGGCAGGGAGAGGAUCAGGGUUUCUUUGCAGCAGCCAAGUCCUUGCAGGGGCAGGAAAGCGGCGGGAGCAGCCGCGCGGAGCUCUCCAAAGAGGACCGCAAGGAGGAAGGCGGGCGGGGAACUCUUUAGGGGUGACACCGGCGGUGAAAAGGGAUGGGAGCGCCCGACAGCGAGGCCCAGCCGGUCAAGCGACCCCGACACCAAGGAGGCUUUGAAGAGGGGAGAAGAGGCAGCUUGAGGGGCGACGCCCGCGAAGCGCGGGGAGCGGGAGCGGGGAGGGAGGAACCAAGGCGAAGGGUCGCGGGAGCAGGGGGGGAAGCUUUCGGUGAAACACCGCUGAGGACAACGGUUGGGGCGCGUGCGGGGGGGAGGGGGAGGCCGAAAACCGCGCGCCGCACUCACCUGACAGCGCGCGGCAGAGGAAGCGCCGCCAGCGCAUGGGGAGAGGGAGCGGAGCCGUUUCCCCCGAAUGGUGACUCAAGGAGGGCGGGCCGGGGCAGGGCCGGGCCCGGCCGCCGCCGCCGAGAACAAACCCCGCCCCUUUACUCGGAGCUCGCUUACGUCAUCGCCGCGCCGCCGCCCUCCUUGUUUCUCGAUGUCGCUGGGUGAUGACGCAAGAAAAUGAAGCGUUCCCAGAGCGGCAGAUCACGUGAGCGGGACUCUUCGGAGCCGGUAAGGAGGAGCAAUCCAUUGGGGACAGAGUAGCGGGGGGGGUGUUAAAGUAUCAAUAGGUCAAACCAUUCAGAAAGAGGGAGCCGUGGUUUUGGUGAGGAGAGAGGCGCGCGAAGGCAAGUCUGGGAAACGGCGAGGAUCGAACCAUCUGCAGGCGGAGGCGCGGGGAGAGCAGGGCUAAACCAUUGUUGGACCUAAUGGGGGGGAGGGAAGCAGUUGAGAUUGGGGGCGAACCACUACCGCGAAGCAGGGGGGUUCCGAGGGCCAAACCAUUUGUGGAGUGGGGGGAGGCAUGGUCUUGUUUGAUAUCUGACCCGAUUCUGACGUCUCGUCUCCUUUUCCUGCAUUUCCCCUCUCCAGUAGUGUGCAUUUACUGUAUGUGUCUCUGCCUAUUCUAUCUAUUGUACCUGCAUCGCAGGGGGUUGGGCUGAAUGACCCUGGGUAGGGGGGAUUCCUUCCAAUUCUACAAUUCUGUGAUUCAAGCUCCAGUCGUUGCAAGCACUUGCAGUGGCAGCUGCACGCUCUGUCUCUGCAAAGACCGUAUUUUUCGCUCCAUAAGACGCACCUAGUUUUUAGGAGGAAAACAAGAAAAAAAAUACUCUGGACAAAACAGUGGAUGUGUGGUUUUUGUGGUUCAUGCUGUGGCCACAGACAUGUGAUUUGACGGUGAGUUUGGGGUAGCCCAAUGCAAAAAUCCUGAGGAUCCAUGUGGAUCCGUGCUUUGUAACCACGUUUUUGCAGCAUUGCGGCCCCGCGCAACAGUGGGUGCAUGGUUUUUUUGGUGCAGGCUGUAGCCAUGGACAUGCUAUGUGAUCUGAUGGUGAAUUUGGGGUGACCCAAUGCAAAAAUCCUGAGGAUCCAUGUGCUUUUACCUCCCCCCUCCCAGGCAGCCUCCUUUUUCUCUAGAGUCCCUUAUCUCCCUCCAGAUUGCUUGCCGAUCAGCUGCUCAGAGGCUUUGUUUCAACACCCCCUUCCCUCUUGUUUGCCUUAGUGUCUUUUCCUUAGCUGGAGCAGUUUUUUGCUCCUCCUUUUCUUCUAAUUUCUCUCCUCAUUGCUUGUUUUAGUAUUCCUGUCUCCUCUCCUUGCAAGUUCGCUGUCUUUACCUCCCCCCUCCCAGGCAGCCUCCUUUAUCGCUAGAGUCCCUUAUCUCCCUCCUGAUCGCUUGCCGAUCAGCUGCUCAGCAGCUUUGCUUCAACACCCCCUUCUCUCUAAAAAAAACCAAACACGAUUUGCUUUUUGCCCCUGGGCAAUUCGGUUCCAGGGACCAUGCAUUCACUCCAUAAGACGCACAGACAUUUCCCCUUACUUUUUAGGAAGAAAAAAGCGUGUCUUAUGGAGCAAAAAAUACAGUACUUCCAUCCCUCGAUCCAGGAGGAAAACCCCACCCAGGCUUUGAAGGGGGAAGUGCUGGGCAUUUGGAAGGCACCUAGGCUGUGUUUCCAAAGCACUGUGAGAAGACCAAAAGUAUCUUAAUUGCUAACAGCAUAAGAACUUUCUUGUUGGAUCAGAUGCUUUUGGAACACCUACUUCCAAAACACGAUGGUUUUGAUGGGAGGCCACAUGCUAGAUAUUUCCUCCCACCUUAAGCACACACCUGUUGUUCAGAUGUUUACUGCUAUCUGUUCUAGAUUGUCUCUUUUUAGCCAUCUCUGCUAAAUCUAUAUACAGUGGUACCUCGGGUUACAUACACUUCAGGUUACAUACGCUUCAGGUUACAGACUCCGCUAACCCAGAAAUAGUGCCUCGGGUUAAGAACUUUGCUUCAGGAUGAGAACAGAAAUCGUGCUCUAUUAGCUAAAUCCAUUAGCCAAUUGAGGCCCCAUUAGCUAAAGUGGUGCUUCAGGUUAAGAACAGUUUCAGGUUAAGAACGGACCUCCGGAAUGAAUGAAGUACUUAACCCGAGGUACCACUAUAUUUAAUAAGUAUUUUAUAUUGCCUUCCUACUUGGAUUCAUAUUUUUAUCAAUUAAGCGAUAUAUAAACUUGUCAAAUAAGAAUAAACUUUUCUCCCUUCAUUCGUUUCCAUAAAGAGCAGCUGUGGCCCCUUGGAUGAUGCUCCGUAAAGAUCAUUGCGGUCUUUGCUCAUCAUAAAAGCCAAAUCCUGUGCCUCGGAAUCGCUGGAGUUUGGCGUUUGUUUGCCAGGCUUCAGGGACUGUACAUGAGCUCAGAAUGACGACCGUAAUCCGGACUUUAAGGUACAACUCUGUUUAUUUAGUGGGAUCAUUGUGCCUUGUGCUGUCCAGGAUCUAGAACUGAUAUGGCCCUUUUCCACAGUUCUUUUUCCGUUCUUGUACAUAUUCCAUGAAGGUACAUUGCAUUGUUUUUCAGCAGAUCAAGAGUAAGCCUGCAAUCUCAUGCAUGCUUCUGAAGUCAGGAGCUCAGCCUACACUCGAGUAGGACCCUGGCAGAGACACAUGCCCGACUGGCAUGUUCUCUCCCUCCUGGUCAAUCGUUCGGGAGCUUCAAAAGCUUUCUUCAGCCCAAACAUCGCAGCAACCAAUGCCAACCGACACCAGCACACUUAGGGAUCUUCAGAGUCUUCACAGUUGUGUAACAGACCUCAGCAACUCAGCGUUUUGGCUAAUCUACUUUAUUUACAUAUAAACACACACGGAGCACUGCAGUAUGGCUUCCUUUCUCUCUAGCAUCAGACAGCAAAGAGAAAAAGAACAAAGGACAAUAGUCCCACUUCACGGAACACAGUAACACAAACAUCCUGUCUCCGUCACUUCCCACUCUGUGGAGUCAAAACAUAUACCGUCAUGUGAUAGACAAAAACCCCAUGACUGCAAUCAUGGAGCAGGAAUUCUAACAAAAGGACUUCUGGACGGUUAGGUCUAGUCAGAUUUGACUAUGGGAUGCGGUGCUCAUAUCCGCUUUCAGGUUGAGGGAGCCGGUGUUUGUCCACAGACAGCUUUUCCGGGUCAUGUGGCCAGCAGGACUAAACCACUUCUGGUGCAACAGGACACCGUGAGCACACAGAAACACACGGAAGCAGCAGGAGGGAAGUGUGUUCUUUGCACUCUGGUCCUGCUUGUGAGCUUCUGGUUCGCAGAUUCUGGAUUAGCUGGGCCACUGGCCUUACACAGCAGGGCACUUCUUAUGUUCUUAUGCUUUUCUUAUGCUAUGAACCAACCUGCAUCAUCUGAGGCCCUUCUUCCUGCGCCUCCAUGAGAAUUCCAGAGGGUGGCAAUACAGGCCUUUUCUGUGGUGGCUCCCAUUUUUCGGAAUGCUCUCCUCAGAGAGGCUUGCCUGGCACCUUCACUACAUAUCUUUAUAUGCCAGGCAAAAGCAUUCCUCUUUUCCCAGGCCUUUGGCUAAUUAAACAACCCAUGGCCUUUAAAACUGUGCGGAGGCCUUACUGUUUUUUGUUUAUCGCUACGGUAUGUAUUUUGGUGUUUUUAUAUUGUAAACCACCCAGUGUUCCUCAGAUGAAGGGCUGUAUGGACAUUUUAAAAAUAAAAUAAUAAAUAGAGAGUAAUUAAGUGCUGCACAGGUGUUAAUCUGACUAAAACAGCAGUUCAUCUGCACAUGUUUGAUCCAAGGAUCUAAGAGCCCUCUUGGGGGGGGGGGGAGAGGCUGAGGUUUGUUUUCCUCUGUUACUUCAAACAAAACGUGAGACAGAGUGAAUUCGGAUAGGUAUUGAACCAGCUUCAAAGCCAGGAUUAAAUCUUCAAAGCUGUGUACUCUGAGGGCUUUUAAUAUAUAUGAAUAGAAAUUGGCUCCCUUUCUUGUUACUGAAUCAUCACCUUAAAAUGCCAGCCAGGUGCCUGGAAAGCACAUUCAAUAAUAAUAAUAAUAAUAAUAAUAGUUUUAUUAUUUAUACCCCACCCAUCUGGCUGGGUUUCCCCAGCCACUCUGAGCCCUGCUGUGUUAGGGCAGGUGGUUGCCAGCUGAUAGAGUCUACCCCAGGGCUAGGUAUUAAUUCACAUUGUAGCUUAUAUAUUUUUGCAAGGUACAUUUAAAAAAGAAACCAAACUGUUAUUUCGGUAACCUUCAUGACAAUCCCGCAUGAGAGGCUGAAUGAGUACAACUUGCAGAAGGCCAGCUUUCAGUGGAGAGAGGAACUAAAUCUUGACACAGCUUUGUCUUACCCUUAAGUACCAAAUUCUAUCCGAAGACACCCUGCAGCCCCAAAUCCAAAGUCUGCUUGCAUCUGUUUUGUAAGAUACGUAUACUGUAAGAUAUAUAUUCAUAUUGUAAUUGCAGAAUGGCAGUAAAUUUAAUUAAAUAAAUAAAGAGGGAAGGGGGAAGAGUACAGCUUAUAUAAAUGAGGCAUCUACCCACCCACCCUUUCUGUUGUUAUCGUUUCAUCAGUAUUUGCUGGCAUUAUGAUCUUUUCUGGCUUUCUACACACCCUCCCGAUACCUGGACUAGCAAUCUUAAGAGCUAGCAACUCACUGCAUUUUAAAAUGAAAGCUGGGACGUCAGAGAUGCUGAAAUCUGCGGCCAAUAUAAAUUUCAUGUUCCUUAUGGUGCUACUCCUUGAGGCCAAGCCAAACUGCCUGUUUACUAAAUCACAGUCUUUUUCUUAUCAGAGUUGGGUUCUGCUCAGAUAUAUACCGUAUUUUUUGCUCUGUAAGACUCACUUUUCCCCUCCUAAAAAGUAAGGGGAAAUGUGUGUGCGUCUUAUGGAGCGAAUGCAGGCUGCGCAGCUAUCCCAGAAGCCAGAACAGCAAGAGGGAUUGCUGCUUUCACUGCGCAGCGAUCCCUCGUGCUGUUCUGGCUUCUGAGAUUCAGAAUAUUUUUUUUCUUGUUUUCCUCCUCCAAAAACUAGGUGCGUCUUGUGGUCUGGUGCGUCUUAUAGAGCGAAAAACACGGUAUAUAUAUUGUUAUUUCUGGUAUGUAUAUGUGUUCUUAAAGGGUCUAUCUGUGUGUCAAUUUUUGCAUGGAUUUUACAAGUUCUUCUCUGAAUCGGUUUCAGGGCUUUGCGGUUAGAGGCCUUCUCCGGACUCCUUCCCAGGACUUCUGGCCUCCACACAUCCACCAGGCAGUCCAACUCCAACCGGACAUCCAUCGCCUGCGUGGCCCGGCAAAAGUAUGCCCGGCUCUAUCCAGUGUUGCUGGUCAGGCCUGAUGGUUCUACGUUCUAUAUCCGUUACAAGGAGCCACGGCAGAUCCUUUCGGUUAGAGUUGCUGUUUAAUAUUCAUUCAGUUUAUAGUCCCACUGUUUAUGGGACGGUCCCAGGGCAGGUUACACCGUGGCAGGACAGAACAUUAAAUGCAACCAGAACAUAAGAAGCAGGAUCAGGCCAAUGGCCCAUCAAGCACAGCAUCCUGCUCUUAUCGUGCAGAACAUUUAACAGUAUGCAGGCGGCACCAUAUACAGUGGUACCUCAAUGUACAGUGGUACCUCGGGUUACAGACACUUCAGGUUACAGACACUUCAGGUUACAGACUCUGCUAACCCAGAAAUAGUACCUCGGGUUAAGAACUUCGCUUCAGGAUGAGAACAGAAAUUGUGCGGCGGCAGUGGGAGGCCCCAUUAGCUAAAGUGGUGCUUCAGGUUAAGAACAGUUUCAGGUUAAGAACGGGCCUCCGGAACGAAUUAAGUUCUUAACCCGAGGUACCACUGUAUUCCUGUUGUGUUUUAUGAUUUUCCUGAUAUUGUAAGUGAGCCAGAACUGGUCUGUGACCGUAAUAAUAAAAUUCAUCCAGUGGUACCUCUGGUUGCAAACAGGAUCCGUUCCGGAGGCCCGUUCGCAACAUGAAAAGAACACAACCCGCAGCGGCGAAACCCAGAAGUAACCCUUUCUGGUACUUCCGGGUCGCCGCGGGACGUAACCUGAAAGAACGUAACAUGAGGUAUGACUGUACACAAAACAGAAGCAUUAAAACACAAGAGAAAAACAAGUGACUGCAAUUCAGCAAGGUACAGAUAGGCAGUAAGCUAUAAGGAAAACAAAUGACUGGCAGAUUAAUUCAGCUCCUACCAAAGGUCUGGGCAAAUUUAGUUUUUUGCUUGGAGAAAUAAAAGGUCUUCCAGGUGUCUGAGAGAGCAGCAAAUAAAUAUUCCCGAAAUGCAUUUAAGAAUCCCAGGACUAAAAGGUCCUUUGUUUGACCUGAAAUAUAUUGGAUGUCCACUAUGGGGGUAAACGCUUCGUACUGUAGGUUUCUCCAUGCAAAAAUAAUUCCCCACACAUAGAAAAUCAGCAUGUCAAGGGGAAGGUUUCUGCCCCCCCCCCUUCUGAUAUGCUAGUUUUUUUCUUAUGUGUAGGAAAUUAUUUUUACCUGAACAUUAAGCCAUUUGAUUCCUCCCACCAGCAUUCUGAACAGUCCAGACACAAGUUUACCACUCGUAUCAGCAGUAAGGUUCCAUUAGGGCAGGAAAGUCGUCAGAUUUAUGGGGCCGUUACAAUUAUUGUAUGUAAAUCUUUGAGAGUUAUUUAUUUAAAAGUAUACCACUUAAUAUAAAAAAAAACCUCUAAGCAUUUUACAUAAAAACAAUAAUAAAAAAUUCUGUUAAAAUUCCUCAAAACUAGAUAAGAGCAAAACAUAACUAUAUAUCACAAACGAAACUGAAUUGUGUGAUAAAUAAAAAUUAAGAGUCAAUAAAGUCCAGACACCAGGACACAUCUUCACACACUGCAAGAGGCGAUCACUAGAGGUGUGUGAACUCCGUUCAAGGAAAACAUUUUGACCGUUGCAGAUCAUCUACCGUAUGCGUCCAAUAAGCUUUAUACAGUUUGAAAACCACAGGCAUUGAUCCUGACCAUCCAUGAGGGGGCUGAAUUGAUUGCGCACCAGGACUAGUAACUUAAUAAUAGAAUAGUCUUUUGGUUUCUAAAGGGAUUUCUCAAUGUCUUUUCCACAAGCUGCAGACUUAACAUUUGAAGCAGCAGGCAUUAAAUACCUUAUUUUUUGCUCUAUAAGACGCACCAGACCAUAAGACGCACCUAGUUUUUGGAGGAGGAAAACAAGAAAAAAAAUAUUCUGAAUCUCAGAAGCCAAAACAGCAAGAGGGAUCGCUGCGCAGCGAAAGCAGCGAUCCCUCUUACUGCUCUGGCUUCGGGGAUAGCUGCGCAGCCUGCAUUCGCUUCGUAAGACGCACACACAUUCCCCCUUGCUUUUUAGGAGGGAAAAAGUGAGUCUUAUAGAGCAAAAAAUACGGUACUUCUCUUUCUUGCCUCAGUAAGGGUAUCCCUGCUGAAUUUCUAGAGCUGGUAGAAGGAACAAGAACCUGCCUGUGAGGAAAACAUGGCGAUUCUAGGGGUGUUUACAAGUUUCUAUGUAUGCAUAAUUCCGUUUCCAGAUACCUGUGGACAUCAACACGCUCCCUGACGCCGAAAGGAGAGCCCGCCUGCGGAAACGUGAUACCUCCAAGCUUAAACCCAAAGACGAGACACGUUUCGAAGAUGAUUUUAAAUUGGACGAUUACAGAAAGUUUUGGAAAAAGAAAUGAGAUCCGCCACCCGGGGUGGAGAAUCAGUCAUAAUCAGAUACUUCAUUUUACAUUUUAAGUUGUAAAAAUGUCCACAAAUAAAGAGAUGUCUUCUGUUUU
This is a messenger RNA of Podarcis lilfordi (Lilford's wall lizard), 9354 nucleotides long. NCBI's taxonomy places the organism in Eukaryota, Metazoa, Chordata, Lepidosauria, Squamata, Lacertidae. The record is from the annotation of a GenBank genome assembly.